Molecule: messenger RNA, 1809 nt
Organism: Trametes versicolor FP-101664 SS1
Lineage: Eukaryota; Fungi; Basidiomycota; Agaricomycetes; Polyporales; Polyporaceae
Exons: 12
Coding region: 52-1614 (520 amino acids)
Cellular component (GO): nucleus; cytoplasm
Source: RefSeq, a predicted model, not a curated record
AACACGCGCAGGAACACCCCAGCUGGUAGCGACAUACCAAUCUCGGCUGCGAUGUCCGCACCGGUCGCUCAGGAAGAGCUGCCUAUCCUGGAGGCGGUCAUCAACAUCCGGAACCGUCUGACCGCGCUCAAGAAGAACAGAGGCGAGUUCAUCAAGUCCGCGGACGUGAACCAAUUGUACCAGGCGAUCGUGAAGCAAGUCACCCGUCUGAAUGAAGUCCGCGACGAUCACACUACAUACAACAACCGCCUAGACACGACCCUUGCCGAUGUCUUCAACCUCCUCUCCCUCUUCUACCUCACCAUAGGCCGGACGCGCGAAUGUCCCGCUACUUACAGCCAAAUUGCCAGCAUGCGGCAAAUCCUCAUCCACAUGGACGAGUCUGGCAUCUACAACGAAUCCGACCUCAACCCCUUCCACCGGCGUCUAUCCGAGCUACGAAAUAUCGUGCACCAUGACAUGGAAAGCGGCAAGCAUCCUCCAGCCAUGACCAAGCUGCUGGACCGGCAACUCAACGAAUGUGACAACCUGUUGCACAAGCUGCAGGACUCGCUCUCCGUUCUCUCCCCAGAGCUCAUCCCCAUACACGAACGUCUGGUGAACAUUCGACGGCAGCUCGUCGCGCUAGCAGCGAAGGAGACCGCGCGAGAAGUAGACGCCGCGGACGCACACGCGGAAAAACUCGAAGACCUUAAAGGCAACAGCUCGGCAUCAAGCCAAGACAGCGAGUCGUCAGAGGCCGAAUCGAAAACGCCGACGCGGGAGAGCACGCCAAAGCCGGAUGGUCACCGCGAGAAGGAAGGCAAGGACGGCAAGGAAGGCCUGCGGGUAAAGGCCGAAUUGAAGCCUAUCCAGGAAGAGCUGCGCAGGAUUGACUCCAAACGCGUGGAUGGGAAGUUUUUCGGGCCAGGAGGGACCGUACCCGCGUCGCAAGCAGUAUGCUCGUCCUUGCUCGAGGACUGCUUCGACAUCGUGCAGGAGAUCCGAGCGCAAGACGAGUCGAAGAACGUCGCAUCGUCACUGCGGCCGAUAUAUGACCGUCUGAGCGAGAUCCGGAAGGAGCUUGAGCAGCUCGUCCUCACGCACCGGUGGAGUCUCCGGGAGACGGACCUGUGGAACUACAGCCUCAGUCUGCAAGAGAUCGACAAGAUGCGCGUAGACGGCAAGUUCGUCGACGCAGAGGGCAAUCGGCCAGAGGGCCAAUAUGUUCUCCUGUACCUUCUUCGGCGAUGUUACGGUUUAAUUUACCGGCUGCUCUCCUCGAGCGAGCCGGUCUCCGAGGAAUUGAUGCCUAUCGCGAACAAGUUGUCCACUGUGAAGAAAUGCCUCAACGAGGUGUUGAAGUACGGCGGCCCCUUUAGCCCUCGGGACCUAUACCCGUACCAACUUGCGCUGCAUCAGAUCGACUCUAUGCGGAAGGAGGGCAAGUUCGUCGGCGUGGACGGGACGAUCCCCGAGGGACAGGGCAUCGUCAUGGCCCACCUGAACGAAUGCCACGAGCUCCUCGAGAUGCUCAAGGAGUCUAUGGAGGACCCCGAAGAUGAGGAAUACGUCGACGAGGACGACUACGAUUUCAACGAUCCGUCGGACGAGGACCCGGAGGACGAGGAAUAGGAAGUCGCGCGCAGCAUCUCUCUGUUAGGAGGCGAUCGCGAGCUAGAUGCGGUGGAUGGCGGGUUUGCCCUAGAUGCGGGGACUGCACGUUGCGCGGAGGGGCGUCGGCUAACAUAUCUGUAUGAGUGGUACCGUUAUACUAGAGGACCUGGACAGCGCUGGAAUUUGCAAAAUGAAUGCGUCUAUAAUUCCCCC